This is a messenger RNA of Amphimedon queenslandica, 411 nucleotides long. RefSeq names its product threonine aspartase 1-like. Gene Ontology annotation, cellular component: cytoplasm. The annotation marks the transcript as partial. Gene Ontology annotation, biological process: protein maturation. NCBI's taxonomy places the organism in Eukaryota, Metazoa, Porifera, Demospongiae, Haplosclerida, Niphatidae. The transcript has 6 exons. The record is from RefSeq and is a predicted model, not a curated record. Gene Ontology annotation, molecular function: threonine-type endopeptidase activity.
AUGCCUUUUAUUGCUGUUCAUGCUGGUGCUGGAAAGUUCAAUGAAGAAGAUGUCAAAGAAUUGAAGAGUGUUUGCAGACUAGCUUGUGAUAAAGCUAUGGUGAAGUUAAAAGAUGGCUGUGAUGUCAGUGAAGCUAUUACUGUAGCUCUUAGUGUAUUGGAGGAUUCCCCAUUAACUAAUUGUGGUACUGGCUCAUGCCUAACUUAUAAUGGAACUGUUGAAUGUGAUGCCAGUAUUAUGAAUGGGAAAGGAGACUUUGCUUCUGUUGGAGCUGUUUCUGGUGUAAAGAAUCCAAUAGUGUUAGCUCAUCAGUUGUUGUUAAACCAGUCAAAAGGAUUAAUGUCAUUAGGUCGUAUACCACCAAUGUGUCUGUGUGGUGAUGGUGCACGUCAAUGGGCUAUUGAGAAUGGA